Molecule: messenger RNA, 1095 nt
Organism: Blastocystis hominis
Lineage: Eukaryota; Bigyra; Opalinata; Blastocystidae
Exons: 1
Coding region: 1-1095 (364 amino acids)
Source: RefSeq, a predicted model, not a curated record
AUGAUUCUAAACGGAGCAUUUGAAAAAGUAUAUCCUGAUUUGACUGAGAGCAUUUGCAACAUUGAAAGUGAUUUUGAAACUAUAUUGAGCAGUGAUAAACCCAUCGAUGAGCCGAAUAGAUCAUAUCAACAGUUUUCAAUAUUGUUUAUUAUUCUAUAUUUGUGUCGAGGAGAAAAGAAUGAAGCGGGAAAAGUAAUUGAUGAGUUUAUUACUGAACAAACGCUAAGAAAUGGUAUAGAAGUGAAUGGCCGAAAAUACUCUCCUAUUUUGAAGUUGGGGGACAAGGAAAUCAAUGGAAAGCCGAUUGGGAAAGGAUUUAAGAUUCGUUAUGCUUUUGAUUACAAGGCAGCAAUCAAAGAAUUAAAGAGUAAUAGAUAUCGAAUGAUAUUCAUUACUUGUUCUCCUGGAGAUGGAAUCAUGGCCAAGGAGUGUGAUGAUGAUGUAGAUCAAUAUGCGGAUGCUUUUGUGAGUUGUGUUCAUGAAUUCAAUAAGAGAGGAGGCGGUGUUUACUGGUUCCUUAAUAACUACCCAUUCACUUAUGAAGCUGAUUUGUAUUUCAAGAAAUUCUAUGGAUUCGAAGCAGUUGGAGAUAGAGACAAAACCAUCAAUGGAGGAAAAGUGAUGGAAAGGUUAGAAUGCGAAUCUCCAACAGCAGGUCAUUUUUGUACGAUUGGAGGAAAUGCGACAGAUCUUUCUACUUGUGAUAGUUUAGAUUUUGGUAUUGAGCAUAUUUUUGAAGGAACUAAACUUUGCAAACUGAAUGAAGGUCAGUUAGAAAAGGCAGGAUUCCGUAUUUUUGCAAGAGAAAGCGAGGGAAAUGCCUCAAUUAUGUUCAAAGAAAGGAAGGAGGGUAGUCAAGAAGGAAGAAUGAUCAUUGAUUCAGCUGCCACCAAACUGUUUUUGGAGUUUACCGAAGAUGGAACAGCACGAUGGAUCAGUAAUGCUGCAGUUUGGUUGUGUAACGCGGAAGAGUAUGAGGAAGAACGAGCGAAGAAUCCCAAGAUGCUUUCUGGCUUCAAAAUAGAUGAAACGUUUUUACUGAAAAAGAUGCCAAUGGAAAAAAGAGAAUUAAAGAGAUAUUCGAAAAUAUCGUAG